UCCAGGCGAAUCUCGUUGAUUCCAACUCUGCCUCACCCUCCACCUCUCACUCGCGCAGUGGCACGGAGCUCGCCCCAUCAGACAUUGCGCGAACCACAACGAGCCUCAACCGCCAUGGACGCGUCGUACCCCGAGUUCUCUCGCACCACCCCUCCCUCGCCGUCCACUGCCAUCGCCGAGCCCUCGCUCCUCUCGUCUGCUCGGGACUCCCCCGAGUCCACUUCCGUACGGCACUCGAGCGACUGCAGCGACGCAUCGCCGCCGCCGUCAUCGUCGUCGUCCAUCGCGUUUAGCGGCUCCGAGUCGUCUAGCAGCGCGUCGUCAAGCCCGCUUACCACACCUAGUAAGUCGCUCGAUACCCACGCGAACGGGGAAUCGAGCAACGCAUUAGCGCCACACAUUGUGGUCCAAGAUGGAAAGAGCCUCGUCCAAGGGGCAAACGCGCCGAUUCAGUCGCCCGAAAACAAAUCAACGAAAGCUCUUUUUCGCGAAAAGCUUUUCGCCAUCUUGCGGCUGGCUCGCGGGUACAUCCGCCAUCCGCCGCACCUGCCGAUUCUCGUGAACGUGGUCGUCAUCGUCACCAUGGCGUGCGGCGUCUUCGCGCUGCUCACCGGCAUGUACCGCAUGGCAUUCACGUCGGACCGCGCGCGCGCCGACUUGCUCGAGUUCUCGUCGCAGGUGCUGCAGUCCGCCGGCACCGUCGCCGCGCUACUGCUGCACCCCACGCGCCUCGUCUACCUCCUCCGCCUUAUCCGCUGGCGGCCGUCCGACGUGAUCAGCCUAAGGAAAGUGUUCUCGCGGGGCGACACCGCGGUGGCGAAGCCUCACGAGCGUCGCCACAUGGCGGUGGUGAUCGGGUUACUGAACGUCGCGUGCAUCAGCCAGUACGGCAUCUUCCUCUGCCUGUGCCUGCGCGCCCCCGACGACCGCCGUCUCUUCCCCGUGCUGCUCUUCAUAUUCGGCGCGUUCGGCCUGGGCACUGUCGCGGGCGCCUACUUCCUGCUCUGCCCGCUCGCCCGCCCGCUUCCCGCUGAGAGUGCCGGUGCUGCGGCUCCGCCUGAGGCGCAUAAGCGCGGCGAGAGGGCGGUGGAUGAGGAUAGUCGCAACGCGCGCGCAUGUCCGGCGGAGAAAGACGCCCACGCGUGCGGUUUGGGGGAAGUUAGCUCGCGGGCCAGAGGCGACGGCGGGGAGGAGUGGGGGGCGGGGGGAAGGGAGAGGCGGGAGAGGGCGAGCGUAGUGAGAGCGCUGUUUCGGGACGAGGAGAACGGCGAUAGUGGCUCGUGCGCUGGGGACGAGGGAGGUAGCGACGGCACGGACAGCAGCAGCAGCAGCAGCAGCAGUGGAAGCACGGGCAGUAGCGGUAGAGACAGCUCCCCCACUGACCGCUAUUGCCAGGCAGAAUCCACCGACCAUCGUCUCUCUUGUCCGCCGCUGGCCCUCCCCCCUUCUGCCGUGCUUUCCCCCUCGUCCCCCUCGUCCCGCGCAGUGUCGUGCCACCUUGCCGCAUCCCCUCACCAUCCCGCACACCGCCUCGGCUCUGCCCGCCUGCAGCGCUCGCGCAGCCAGCGCAGCAGCAGCCGCCACGUUGACAAGCGCGCCGUCUGGCAGCCGCGCACAGGCGAGCAGAACUCAGCCACAGCAGCGCGCGGAGUUCCCGCGAGUGAAGUGCCAGAGUGGGCGGGGUCGCUGUGCAGCGCGGCGGACGACUGCGGCAUCGCUGCGCGCGUGGCGCUCUGCUGCCCGUGCGCCUUCGCGUGGCACCUGCACCGCGCGGGGUUCGGCCACCCGCUGUUCCACGCGCUGAACCUGCUCCUCUUCCUACUCGCCCCGCCGCUCGUGUUCACCGCGUCCGCGCGCUACAUGACGGACCCUGCGCUGCGCGCGCUCACAAUUGGGUUUGGCGCCACGGGGGCGCUCAUGGGGCUGCUGUACGGCGGGUACUGGCGGUGGAAGCUGCGGCGCACGUUCGACCUGCCCGCGAACACGUGGGCGUGUGGGCACAAGGCAUUCUCGGACUUCGGCGCGUGGGUGGCGUGCCCCUGCUGCGCGCUGUGCCAGGAGAUGCGCACUGUAGAGGCCAAUGGGCUCAGGGUGGUCGCCCCAGAUGAUGCCCAGCUGGAGGUGAUUGUAACGGGGGGGAAAGGAGGAGUGUACAGCAGCAGCAGCGGCAGCAGCAGCAAGGGACAUGCUGAGCGGGAUAGCGUAACAGUCUCGGUUACCAAGGCGCCAUGUGUUCCUAGGAUGGAGCUCAACGGUGCCCCCGGCUGCUGAGCAUGGCCCUUGCUGCCGCUUGACGCUUCUCUUGCUUUCUGGGUGUAGGAAAUUAGUGGACAGUGGGGAAAGGAGUGCGUUGGCAUACCAAGGAGGGGGGGAUGGGGAACAUGCUGGCUGUGUGUGUGUGUGUGUGUGUGUGUGUGGAUCAGUGUGACGAGCAUGCAAUGCGCACCAAGGAACCAGGGGCCCCCUUCUGUACCCAUUACAUGCUCAUCAUGCUCCAUGUGUUGCCAUGGAUUGUUUGUUGCGUCUAGGAAAUACCUUUGCAUCCCUGUUUGUAGUUAACAAUUCUUUUGUGGGAGCUACGUGUUAAAUUAAAUAUUGUGUUAUAUAAUUGGUAGGCUUGGUUGAACUUUACAGUAGAGGGUACAACUCCCUCCUUGUAUGCCUCUCUCUCUUCUAGUAAACUCUCUUUUCUCUC
Molecule: messenger RNA, 2695 nt
Organism: Closterium sp. NIES-67
Lineage: Eukaryota; Viridiplantae; Streptophyta; Zygnematophyceae; Desmidiales; Closteriaceae
Source: the annotation of a GenBank genome assembly